Messenger RNA from Paramecium primaurelia, 2567 nucleotides. The record is from the annotation of a GenBank genome assembly. NCBI's taxonomy places the organism in Eukaryota, Ciliophora, Oligohymenophorea, Peniculida, Parameciidae.
AUGGACCAUGCACGAAUUCUAAAUUUUCUAAACUCUUUAUAAAAUUAAGCUUGUAUGAUAAAGUAAGAGGGUAGAAUUGAUACUUAAUAAACAGAUAAUGCAUAAUGUCCCAAAGAAUCAUUAAAGAGUUUAUAUGAAAAAUUCACAAAAGAUUAUUCAUUAUAAAGAGCUAGAGUAAAUUGGAUGAUGUUAUAUAUUUAGACCUUAAGUAGAGAGGAAAGAUUGGCAAAUCAUUUGACAUCCAAUUCUCUAUCAUAUGGGGAAAUAGUAAGUAAAUAUGUUUUAAAACAAAAGGAAUUCACAUCUUUAUCUGUUGUCUUUCAAUAAGUAAAACCAAAAAAAGGAGGAGUCUUUUAUGAUUUAGGCAGUGGUAUUGGUAAGAGUGUGAUUGCUGCAUCAUUAAUGCAUUAAUUUGAUAUUUGUAAAGGAAUUGAACUGUUACAUUCUUUGCAUGAAUAAGCAUGUAAAUUAAAACAAGAAGUUGAAAAAUAGAAAACUCUUAUUGUAGAUGAAAUGGAAUAAAUUGGAAUAAAAGAAUAUCAAUAACCUAAAAUUGAAUUUAUCAAUGGAGAUUUCCAAGAAGUAUAAUUUUCAUUCACGAAAUCAAGUUAGAUUGGAGUGAUGGUACCUUCUUGUUUGCUUCAACUACUUGUUUUGAACCAGAUCUAAUGAAGCAAUUAAGUAAAAAGGCUAUAGAUUUAAAGGAGGGAUCUUAUUUUAUAACUGUUACUAAAACACUAGAACCUUAGACUUGUUGGGAUCUUAUUAAAUCUAUUUAAGUUCAAUUGUCUUGGGGAUUAGCUACAAUUCACAUAUAGCAAAAGAAAAUGAAUUAGAUUUAACAAUAAUAAAAAUAAUUAUGAAAUAAUCUCAUUCUAAAAAGAAUAUAACUAACAGUCUUUAUAUUGCUAACAAUUAACAUACAGAACUAAUAGAUUAUCUUAAAUAAGAAAAUAAACAAUUAACUGAAUAAAUGAAUGAAUUAAAGGGAUUACUAUAAUUAAAUAAAAAGGCAUUGAGAAUAAUGACACCUCAAAAUAAUGAUGAAUAAAAUAGAGCUUUAUUGAUGGUUAUGAAAAAUUUAUAAGAAGAAAAUGCUAAAUUGCAUAAUCAAAUUGAUAAACUAAUUGAAGAAAGGAAUCAAGCAUAAAAUUAAGUAUUAAUAAAUUAAUAAAUCACUGAAGAAGCUUAACGACAUGAAAAAGAAUUAAUUUUAUCAUUAUAGAAUAAAAUAUAAACAUUAUAAAAUAAUCUCAAUAAAACAGAAUAACAAUUAAGUAAAAUGGAAUAACUCAAACCUGAAUAUGAUGAAAUAUCAGGAAUUGUAAUUAAAUACAAAGAAAUAUGUGAACCUGAUAAAAUUGCUAUUAAAUUUCAUAAUCAAAUAGAAAUGCUAACAUAUCAAUUAGUAGAAUAGAUUAAGAAGAAUAAAGUUAUUGAAGCUGAAAAAUAAAAACUACAAGGAUUUAAUUUAGUAUUAUAUUUAGACUAUUCAUUUAGAAACUAAUGAGUAAUCUAGUUUAAAUGAAGAAUACAGCUAUGACAUAUCAUGGUAAUAAACUCAUUAUUCAAUAAUAACAGAUUUAAUAAGGACCAGAAUAAUUAAUUAAAUGUAAUUACAACAUUAUAAUUAUCUUAGUCUAAAAUAAUUUGUUAAAUGUUAUGAAUAAAUAAGAAGAUGAAAAUUCCUCUUAAGAUGAUAAAAAUUCUUCAGUUGGUAGUUCACCUUUGAUGUCACCUCUACCAUUAAAAUAGGAGAAUUAAGUGGUGAAAUAAAUAAAGGACAUUCCUAAAUUAGAUCUCACUAGAGCAAAAUAAAUAUAAGAAAUAAAUGCUAAAAGAUAGAUAUAAUAAAUGUAAGAUAUUAAAAAGUAAAUUGAUCCUAAUUUUGUUGAUAAAUUAAAUAAAUAUGAAAGAAUUAUAGAGGAAUUGAGGAAGAACUAUUAAAGAGAAAUGUUAUUAAAUAAAACACUUGAGACAGCAAAUAAUUAAUUAUAAAGGAAUUGUGAUGAUUUAGAAGUAUUUUAUUUAUAAUAAUUCAGAAUUAAAUUUAAAUAUUAAUAACUUCAAAUAUAAGACAUCAAGAAAAAUUAUAGAAAAUCAAUAAACAAUAUUAUUUUCUACAAUAAUUUUACAUCAAUAAUAAAGAUUAAAUAACUACAACUCAAAGUCAUAAUAGAAGAUUUUCGUAAAGUCCAACAGAAUUAUCUUAGGAAAUGAUCUUAGAUACUUCUUUUAUUGAUGCAAAUGGAGCUAUAAUUUCAAAUGAAAUAUAAGAACAAAAAUAUUUAUAACAACAAAUGUUUGAAUAACAAUAAUAGUAAUAAUAAUUCUAAUAACACUUUUACUCCUUUUAUAGUCCUAAUAAUAUUGAAGAUUCUAAAAAGUUUCUAUUGAGUUUAGCUGAAUUAAUUUAUUGUGGAUUAUAGGAUAAGAUAGAAUAAUUAUAAUAAUAAUAGUAAUAAUAUUAACAAGAAAAGAAGUAAUAGAGAUUCAGAUCUGUAAGUGAUAUAAUCGAUUACUAACACAUAGGAUUUCAUAAAUAUAAUUAUAUUUAGCAAUAAUGA